UCUAUGGCCAAUCGUGAAUUUUUCUUGUUUUGUGUUUUGCGGUGAUAUUUCUGGAAAAUUUUGAGAAUUAAAUAGUUCAAGAUGUCUCAGCCUACUGAUGCUGGGCAAUCUACAGAGGAGGAGUCUUUGAAAACCAUAUACGACCAGGCUAUGAAACUGUUUGAUUCUAUUGAAAGCGGUAGUGAAGCUACCAACAGUGAUGCAGUUCAGAUGAGUAUUAAGUCGGCAAUAUCAAAGUUUGAGAAGGCGACCAACCUAGUGUCUCUCUCGGGGAUGUUCAGCCGUAAUGAGAACCUCGAGGAGCUGCCAACGGAGACAUUACAGUACUUAUUGUUGCCUGCGUUACUCGGGACUCUUACUUUGAAGCGGAGUGGCACGCCCCGAAAAGACUUGAUACAAGUAGCAGAAGUAUAUUUCAAAGACUUUCUACAGAGAUGUAAAGACUAUGGAGUGACAGACGUGGAGGUGCCCGCUACAAGUGACAGCCAGGGCACGGUGGCGCGCACUCAGAGUGAACAAGCCAAAAUUGCUAGCAUGGUCAUGACAAGGGAAGCCAAAAUCAAGAGGUAUAAAGAGAUGAAAGAACUGAAGGACAAACUUAGCACACUGUCCAAGGCCAUGGCCUCACCUUCUGUAGAUGAUGACACCAAGAGAACCUACUUCGCAACGCUGCUCCAGAACUAUGUGAACCAAGCCUUAGAUGAACUCAGUAGUAUUGAACAGGAAAAACCCAUUUUGGAAUACAUGGAGAAGCAUGCUGGAGAGCCCAAGCCGUCCAAGGCGCCGCCGCGGACGCCGCUGAGGCCGGUGAUAAUCACGCGCGACGCGGUGCAGAAGGCGGUGUUCGGCGCCGGCUACCCCGCCAUACCCUCGCUCACUAUCGAGGAGUUCUACGACCAGCGCGUGCGGGACGGCAUAUUCCCAGGCGGCACAAAUAUCCCGCACCAAACCAUACAAAGCACAGAAACAGACGGCGAUGAGGAAGAAAGAAUUCGCAAGGAGCGUCUAGUAGAAGAAGACGACCCAGAGGAGUUGGCUCGCCAGCGCGGCAUGGACGAGUACAAGGACGACCACCGCCGCGGGUGGGGCAACCGACACAACCGGAGUUAGGA
This is a messenger RNA of Ostrinia nubilalis (European corn borer), 1112 nucleotides long. It is a transcript of the gene Tap42, whose product is annotated as immunoglobulin-binding protein 1b. Gene Ontology annotation, cellular component: cytosol. Gene Ontology annotation, biological process: regulation of dephosphorylation; regulation of signal transduction. Gene Ontology annotation, molecular function: protein phosphatase 2A binding. The transcript has 7 exons. The record is from RefSeq and is a predicted model, not a curated record. Bases 82 to 1110 code for a protein of 342 amino acids. NCBI's taxonomy places the organism in Eukaryota, Metazoa, Arthropoda, Insecta, Lepidoptera, Crambidae.